This is a messenger RNA of Labrus bergylta (ballan wrasse), 6865 nucleotides long. RefSeq names its product C2 domain containing 3 centriole elongation regulator (gene c2cd3). Gene Ontology annotation, cellular component: centriole; centriolar satellite. Gene Ontology annotation, biological process: cilium assembly; centriole elongation. NCBI's taxonomy places the organism in Eukaryota, Metazoa, Chordata, Actinopteri, Labriformes, Labridae. The record is from RefSeq and is a predicted model, not a curated record.
UUUGUGUCUGCGUAGCUCCUGCUGCUGUGUUAAACGGAUUAUUAGUUUGUUGCAAACUGGUUAUAAAACUAUGCCUGCUAACGAUUCGGCCCAUGCUUUAGCCAGGCUAUCAUUCUUCACCUAUAUUUACUGAGCUGCGGGAUGAAGAGCAGAAAACAGAAGUCCGUCAAAGCUGGAGGCAGCAAAAAGAAAGUCCCCAGCGAUGUGACCCCGUCCACCAGCCUCCCUCCUCUGGUCGAGGGACAGCUGAGAUGCUUCCUGCGAGUGACCAUAAGUCGUGUGUUAUGGACAGUUCACAAACCUCCGUCUGCGACAUUCAUCAGGCUGCGCUGGUGGGGAGAGUCAUCCAACGGGACUCAUUUCUUACCAAGAGAUGGAUCACAGCUGUCACAGAAGAUCAUCAAGACCACAGCUCGCUUCCCCAUUCGCUGUGGGCCAAAGCAGUUCACCUCAUAUCUUACAGAUAUGGGCUCUAUGGUUCUGGAAGUUCUGACGAAACCGGAUCAUUUGCCGAUUGCAAGAUCUCAGGUGGCCGGCAUCUCUCGUCUCUCUCUUUCACACUCCAUAAGUGGAUUUUACACCAUCAUUUCUCCCACAUCUGAGAAGCUCGGAGAGUUACAGGUAUCACUCAACUUGGAGCCCCUAGUGGAAGCCUAUGACAGCAGCAGCUCAUGUCCCGCCACAGAUAUCAGCACUGAAGUACUGCAAGUCCCCACACUGACUGUGCCUUUGCAGCCCAGAUCACUCUCAGCUGGCGGCAGCGGUGGAAACACACCCAGAGGGAAAGACCACUUAUAUUUCCAAAAUGAGCAAAAGGACAACGGCAAAGAAGAGUCCCUGAAGAAUCCGUUGUCGGGAACAAACAGAUCUCAGAACUAUCAAACAGCUGUGACUCCUACCAAUGAUAUCCUCUCAGUUAUUCUCGAGCGUGGAAACAAGCUGAGAAAUGCCAUGGUCGUAUCAGCUUUAAAAUGUGACACAGAUUCUGCCCCAGCUCUGAAAGACACACCUCUGCCUCUCCCAAAGGAUAACAUCCUGCCACUGUCCAAACCCUCCCCUUCUCCCUCUGGAACGUUUCUUCAAAAUAUUCUUCAUGCUGAUUCAGCUCUCAAGCACUGUGACGAUGUUGCUGUAGUCAAAGACGAUGGCUUAGAUUGUCCUGCAGACAUGGAUAACAGAGCUGUUGAUCUGCUACUUGGCAGCCUGAACACUUCUCCUCUGCCUCCCUGGGAUGAGAGCGCUGCUCCCGAAUCUCUGUCUGGCCAUAGCAGUGUGUGUGGGGACAGUGAGCUCAAUGACCCUCAAUAUGACCAGAGCUUACUGGAAAAUUUGUUUUAUAAAACCCCUAUUAUAGACAUGACCCAAAGUGACCCUGAGGCUGGGGAACGACAAACAGAGUCCUCCAGCCAAAAACAUCCGACACAGUCUGGACCUAAGACUAGUGGACGUCCAAAUUCAGAGCCUAAGCGGUCUGCAGAUGCUGCUGAUUUUCCACCUGGCCUGAGUUCAGAGCACAUGUCUUUACUGAGUUCGAUGCGGCUGGCGAGAGUCACCAUUGACUCUCUGACCGUACCUUCAGGGAGUUCUAACACCACACCUGGGAAAACCUCAAGUAAAGGAAAACCCCCUCGACCAUUAAAAAUGAAGAAGUGCACAUAUUUCAUUGAGUACCUGUUCCCAAAGGCUUCGACUUGUAGUCGACAUGAUCGCACUAAAGGCAGAGAAGGAGAAGUUACAAGAGCUGUUGCCAGUAAAGUCAAUGGAGGAGUGGUCAGGUUCCACCAGCACACCGUGUUUCCUGUCCUCAGCACAGCAACUGUUAAACAAUGGUGGGAAACUGAUCUGAUUUUUAAGAUUCACUCACGCAACAGCGACCAAAAGAAACCUGUUCUCAUUGGUAAGGCAGUUCACCCUCUGCACUGUCUGCUGCAGAGUAAGCAGCUGAGUCAGUCUGUCAUCUUACCUGUGCUGAAUGUGGAAGGAAACUGUGAAAUGCGGCAAGUUGGACCUCUAAAGGUGUCACUAGAACUUGCAACAGACAACAAAGAGUUCUCCUCUGAAAAAAAAAGAAGCAAGUUGGCUUGGGGCGACACAUCUCCUUCACAAACUGCACUCAGUCCACACAGAGCGAGCAGCUCCAGGCCUCAGCAGGUUGACACAAGCAGGGAGGAUUUACAAGAUGGCUCUUUUGGAGAUUCAAGGCUUAAAGUUUGGAGUCCUCAAAAACCCUUCAAAGAACCCACUCCCCAUCAUGUCCUGCACACAUCUCCUCAUAAAUCCUGUCGGCAGGUGGAGGAGGAUCCUGAGGUCCUUCUGCACACCUUACUCAUGGUGCCAGAUGGCAAAGACUUCAACUGUGGGCCCAUGCAGGCUCCCAAUGUGUACUUGAACUGUAAACUGUUUUGGAGCGAUGAAACUGCACGAUCUGGGAUCAGUUGGGGUCAGAGAAAUCCAUCAUUCAACUUUGUUCAGGUGACUCCUGUGGCCUUAACAUCCAAACUGCUGGAACGUAUGAGGAACAACGUGAUGGUGGUUGAGGUGUGGCAGAAGACAGGAAGCUCAGCGCAAGAUCGACUCCUGGGCCUCGUUAAAUUACCUCUCCACCAGUUCUACAUGUCGUUCAGGGAUCCAAAGAUCGCCCACCUUCUUCUCCAGGCGCAGUACCCUGUUUUAGGGGUGGACUGCUACAUGCCCGUGGUUGACGUGUUCUCAGGCGGUUGUAAAGGACAUCUCAGGGUUGUUCUGGCUCUGGGCCAAUCAGAGCAGAUAGUUGUCUUUCAGCGCACAAGGGAUGAAACCUACAACUCUUUACCUCAUCUUGUGAGACCAGUUCAUCUGCUCGAUCACCAACCACAUUCUCAAACAAAGGUCAUUGAAUCACGCCCGGACACUAUGAGAGAACAUCUGUUUGUUAUUCGAGUGGAGAAGGUGAAUGGGCUGACACCUCUGCAGUCAACAGUGUGGGGUGAGGCAGACUGCUACAUCCAGUACAGUUUCCCCUGUCAGGAGGGAGACCCAGCUGCAAAAGUGGAUGAAAACUUAAUAGAGAGCAGCCUGAACCUGAAGGUCUUUCGUACCACCACGACUCUCUGUGUCCCUGACCCGGUGUUCGGCCACACUGAGACUCAUGUGCUUCUGGCUCCUGAAGGAGUUCCUGCUCAGAGGCUGCUGCUCAGCUCUCUUUCAAGUCAAGGCCUAAGCAGUGGAGGGGGGGUCCAGUUUGAAGUGUGGUGCAGAUAUUAUUAUCCAAAUGUUCGAGACCAGCUUGUCGCCAAAGGAUUACUCCCGUUGUCAAAGCUGUGCGCCAUGAUCACCAUGCAGAGACAGCAUCCUGAUGAGGCUCAAAUGUUCUCCCUGCCCCUGAUUCCCAGGACAGACAGUCCCACCGGGCGUCAGCCUCUGCCCUCAGGCCUGCUGGAUGUGUGUGUUAGGUACAAGCACCGACCAAUGAGAACUGAAGGGCAGACAGUUAGAGGGGCUUCUGCUCGUGUUGUGACACUCGCGGUCCAAGUGCACAGAGCGUCAGGUCUGCAGGCAGCAGCACGGGUUUUGUCAGAACAGGAUGAUAGAUUCAGCUACUUUGCCGGUGUGGGAGUGAACUCGUACGUCACAGUCCAACUCUCCUUCCUGCCUGAGAGUGACAGGAGGUGCACCCGUGUAGCUGCGAGGACCUUUUGCCCGGAGUUUGACCACCACGUGGAGUUGUCCUGUGACCUGCUGGUUCAAAGGAGCAGCGGAGAAACCCGCAGCCUGGCUGAGCAGCUGGAGGAGGCCUCUGCUGUCUUCACUGUCUGGAACAAAGACAGUCGCAAAGGAUUAAUGCUUGACCAAAAGCGGAAGGAUGUGAUGUUGGGAACAAUGAAAAUACCGCUGGCCGAUCUCAUAAAUAAAAGAACAGGUAUAUCAGGCUGGUUUGGACUUUAUAUACCACAAGAUACAAGUUCCUCUCAGCACCAGCACAUCUUGGUUGGGGGCCUUGAGAUCUCAGUUAACUUCGCCCACCACUCGGACAGGGAAAGAGUCAUUAAAGCUGCUCAAGGCGUGGGCUGGGAAAGAACCCAGAAUGAAAUGCAAGAUGAAGAAGAAGAAGAAGAAGACUGGGAGAACAGCACAAGAAAAAUCUCUUUGACUUUUUCGAUGCCUAGAGUGUGGAUACCUGUCCAUUGUUUACUCCUGCCGGGCCACAGUGAGCUGCAGCGAUCCACUUACUGCUACUUCAGGUACAAGUUCUACGACCAGGAAGCUUUCUGCUCACAGAUGAAACACCCCUCUGUUGAGGAGGAAGGCCAAGCCACUGUGACUUUCCAGGGAAGUAGAAGUGUGGAGCUGAUGAGCACUCAGCCCUUGAUGUGGUAUCUUCGAGAGGAGAGGCUGGAGGUACAGGUGUGGGUGGCCUUUAAAAAAGACAAAACCCAAAGGCCCCGAGAUACAGACCGACUGGUUGGUUCAGCUUUUGUCGAUCUGUCUUCUCUUGCAAAGACGCCUAAGCAGAAGCUCACUCUUAGUGGAGUGUAUCCGCUGUUCAGGCGCUCAGCAGCUGAUCUACAAGGGGCUGCACUCAGGGUGCACAUUACCCUCACAGUUGGUUUGGUCCCUAUGGAGGUUCCUGCUGGGGUUGACGCCCAGGUGGACUCAGACAGCCAGGCAGAGCUCUUACCGGAAGAGACAGAAGCAGCAAAUCGAACCCCUUCGCCCGAAAAGUCCCGAACACAGAGUAGACACAAGAACAAAUCCACCAGAGCAACUCCAGACUUUCCAUCAGUUCAGCACACAGAAACGAGCCUGGAUGAAUCUUUCCCUGUGACUGUGACAGUGGACAGUGCGAUGCACCUGAAUCUGAAAGGCUGUCCUCUUACAGAGCGCAAUGGAGGGACGCUGUGCUGCUGUGUUUCGUACCUCACUGCAGACUCUGAUGAACCUGCGUCCACGGCUGUCAUAGACAACUCAGACUGCCCUGUUUGGGACCAUCAACAUGAGUGCAGGCUUUCAAAACAGCUACUGGUUGAUCCACAGCAAUCUCUUGUGUUCAAAGUCUGGCAUAAAGGAGAAAUGGAGAGGGUGCUUGGAUUUGCCUCUGUAGACCUGUCCCCCUUACUCUGUGGGUUCCAGUCAGUGUGCGGUUGGUACAACAUCACAGACUUCAGUGGUCAGUGUCACGGCCAGCUCAAGGUGUCCAUCACUCCACUGAGAGGACUCCAAGACCUCCGAGGACAGAGAAAAACUGUGAAUGAGGAAGCUGCCACAAACUCAUCAGCUUUAUUCCAGGCGCUUCCUCUCAGCUAUCAUACCACAGCAACUUACACCAGCUUUCCUGCUCACAUCAGUCGAUACUCCGAGCAGAAGAUUUCCUCACCUGACCACACAGACCGGCUGUUCUCUGAAAGAUCCAGUGAGAGUGAUCGCCAUUUUGAACACAUGGACAAAGUUCGUCUUUACCAUCAGAGUCUGCAGGAGCAAACGGCAAAUAAUUCUAUUGGUAGCAGCAUUGCUGCAGACAUCAACCCAUCCAGCUCCUUCCUGUUUUCAGCACUCAGGAAAAAACUCAGUGAGCUGGACAACAUCCAGAGAUACUUCAGCCGCAAGCUUUCAACUCCCACAUUCCCGCCCGUGAUUGAGCAGGAUGUUCAAACCAAGCAUGAGGAGGAGAGGGACGCCGAGACAGACUCAUGUCAGCUUCUUCUCAGGUCCAACCAGUUAGUCGGAGAAGUCAACAAUAUCAUUAGUGGUCUACAAGGACACAACCCAACAAAGAUUCCCUCAAAUCUACCGAGCAGCUCAACAACUUCCCCCUUUGCUGACAACAACCUGCAAACUAUCACUGAGUGUCUCUCCAGUCCACGCAGAGCUUCAAACUCUUCCCAAGAAGAUGUGUUUCGUAUGUUGACGCCUCUGCCAAAGAUGCCUGACGACAAGUGGGACUCUGAGCCUGAGGAAGAAAACAACAGACAUAACAACCAAGCUUCUGUGUCUGAGGACGAAAACAAAGAAGGGUCAGAUAGAGAUGAAGACAGCACCGAGCUCAGAGAGGAUGAGGAAGCUGAAGAAGACGAUGACGGAGACUACGACGUGAUCGUUUUGCAGCCGAGACCUCUGAAUGAAAUGACCUCUUUAACAGACAAAACCAGUCCUUGGACCAGCAUCAUGUCUGACCCUGAUCUGGUUUCUCUUCAAAGCUUGGAGGCAUCUGAGGAGCCUGAUCUGAGCCAAGAUGACGGAGAGAAUUGGCAGAUGGUUAAUCUCCAAACUAACGAAAGUGGUGAGAAACACGAGUUUACCAGAGGAGAAGUGAGAGAGCGCGAUGAUGAAAGUUUAAACGGAUCAGCAGAAGAUGUUUCAGACGUAGACAGACAUGUUGAAAGGACACCACGAGUUGUACAUGAGAGAGGAGAAGAACCCGACAGCAUGAAUGAAAAGAGUUCACCACCCAGAACACAGCACACCACAGAUACCCAUGAUGCUUCAGGCACCCAAGACAAUCAAGACACUCCACCCAAACUCUCGGUGCCUGUGGAGGUUCCCAAUUUCUUCCUGCCCUCUCACCAGCUGGAGGCAUCUAUGAGAGCCAUACGAUUAGCUCCUUCUUUCUCUCAGGCGUCCUGUGACACAGGUCGAGGCUCUUCAGGUCACAGGACGACACAUCUCCGAGGUCCUCGACAGCGACCCGACAUGUCGCCAUCAUCCAUGAAGAAAGAGACUGAACGGAUAGCUAAAAUAUUUGCUGCUCACUUUGACGACAGUUAACAUCCUGUGGUCUGAUCGUAUUUGAACAGCUCAAUGGAAGAAUGAAAAAGCCUUAAAAGAUCAUGUAACUUAAUAUAAUAUUUUGUAUUUUUUAUAAAUAAACAGGAACUGUUACCGGUUUUUA